GGGGAAGCCGACAAGCUCAGACCUAAGGAGAGGCUUGGAGAGAGCGGACGCCUUCUGGACUCCAGAGGACGAGGCCUUUCAGAAAAAUGGAUAGGAGAAAUGACUGCCGUUAUAAGAUGCGCCCAUUCCAGGUGAGGCCUCUCUGCAUUCUCACCAGCCCACCUGCCCAGUACUGAGUUCAUUUACUGAUCUUGAGCCCCCUGCCACUCUGUAGUUGAAGAAUUUCCUGCCUAACUUGUCUCAGUCCUCCCCUGCAAGGUGAAGGAGGAGGAGAGGAAAACCUGCCUGACUUUAGCUCCUGCUCCCUACCUCUUCCCUUAUCCUCCCUUCAAUCACUGCUCAGAGGAAGGGCAGGCCUUCGUGGAAAGGGUGGGCUGUAGGGAGGCCAGAUGGCUAGCAGACCAUAAUCCUAAGUGUGUAGGGCCCUCUGCUUCCCCCUGGGAACCUGGGGCUUCACUUCCCUCAGAUAUACAGACUGAGACCACAGAAGAGAACAGUGUCUUGCUGAUGCAUACCCACCAGUUGCCAACCGGCCUAAGGAAAGCAAGACCAAGAAGGCCCCUAUUAAGGCUAUUACUAAGGCCAUACCUUCUGCCCCCACAGUCUCCUCUGCCAAUGUGAUUGCCACUAACAAGCCUAAAGUAACUUUGAAGGCUUUAAACCUGCCUAUCAUCCCCCAGAUCAACCAGGCUUCAGCUACCACUGAAGCAGCCAAUACUCAGGCUUCUUCAGUCACCGCUCAGCCUAAGAAAGCCAAUAAGGCAAAAAAAAGUUACUGCUAAGGCAGCCCAAGGUUCCAGUAUCCAACUGGCAAGGAGAGCAUCACUACAGUGAUCAAGUCAUCCUUGCAGGCCCUAAACCUACCAGACAUCCUGCAGGCUAUUCAGGCUCCAGUUACCAGUGGGUCAGCCUCCUCCCAGGCCUUGAUAGCCCCCACUAAGCCUAAGAAAGUUUCCAAAGCUAAGAAGGCUGCCAAUAAGGCCAUAACUAGUGCUAUUGAUAUCUCAUUGGGUGCAACCACUACCCACACAGCUACCACCCAAGGCCAAAUUACUAAUGAGGCAGCCACUACCCAUGCCACAGCAGCCUUCAUCAGAACUAAUAAAGCCUCCAAAGCCAAGAAGGCAACUGUUAAGGGCAUAAAUACUGACACUGAACUCCUAGAGACCCCAAAUGCUGAGACAGCUAGCAGGCAGAAUGAGGCCUCAGGAGUAGCUAACUGGCCCAAAAAAUUCGAGGUCAAGAAGGCUGCCAAUAAAGGCCCAAAUUCUGCCUAUGAUAUCUCUGAGUCUCUACCUGCUGCUCAAAAGUCACAAACCUAGCCCUAGCAGCUGCCAUUCAGGUCAAGAGAGGGUCCAGGAUUCAUAAGUCUGCCACUAAGGCCCAGGCAGCUGAAAGCCAGACUAAAAUUGUUGACCAAGGGGCCCAGACCAAGAUGGCCACCUUUAAGACCAGCAUAAGUGCCCUUGAGACUCAGGUUGCUGCUGCUAUCCAGGCCCUGGCAGAUGACUACCUGGCCCAGUUGAGUCUGGAGCCUACAACCAGGACCCGGGGCAAGACGAACCGAAAGUCAAAGCAUCUGAAUGGGGAUGAGAGAGGUAGCAGUAAUUACAGUUUGAUCUCAUGGGGCUGGAGGCCUCCACCACCCUGAGACAUGGCCAUUUUGCAAGAAAGGGCAAAUAAGUUGGUGAAAUACCUGUUGGUUAAGGACCAGACAAAGAUCCCCAUCAAGCGCUCAGGACCAAGGACACACCCAAACUAGGUCUUCUCAUGGUGAUUCUGAGUGUCAUUUUUAUGAAUGGCAACAAGGCCAGUGAGGCUGUCAUCUGGGAGGUGCUGCGCAAGUUGGGCUGCGCCCUGGGUAUGAUUGGGCUCUCUCAGUGCUUGCUGUCCGUGUUGUCAUUUGGAAAGAGAGGAUGGCCCCAGGAUUGCAUCAGCUUGGUGGUCUGGUGGAAUGGGCGGGGGUGCUGGGCUGGGUAGAGGGUCCAGGGUUCUGACCUGGGUGGAUGGGGAAAUGGUCCUGUACUCUCUGCAUCUUCCCACCCUUAUGUCAUUCUAAGCUGAUAUAGAAGAUAUAACUUCAGGGGCAUCCUUGACAAGAACCACCUAGCCUCAACUUAACGCUUCUAGUGACCAUGUGUUCACUACUUUCCUGGCUUCAUUGGGAUGGCUGCAUGUGCUAGAGAGGUCUCUUUCAUGUUGAGAAAUGCCUCUUCCCUCAUCUAAGAAGUUUUUAUCUCUGUUUAUGGGUUAUUUUUCCCAUUGUCAGGGUGAGGCUCUCGCUCUUUGGGGAAGUAAGGAGGCUCAUCACAGACGAGUUUGUGAAGCAGAAGUACCUGGAGUACAAGAGGGUCCCUAACAGCAGACCACCUGAAUAUGAAUUCUUCUGGGGUUUGCGCUCCUACCAUGAGACUAGCAAGAUGAAAGUCCUCAAGUUUGCAUGCAAGGUGCAAAAGAAAGACCGCAAGGAGUGGGCUGCUCAGUACCAGAAGGCAGUGGAGAUGGAAGUCCAAGCUGCAGCUGUGGCUGCGGCUGAGGCUGAGGCAAGGGCUGAGGCAAGAGCCCAAAUGGGGAUUGGAGAGGAAGCUGUGGCUGGGCCCUGGAAUUGGGAUGACAUGGAUAUCGACUGCCUAACAAGGGAAGAGUUAGGCGAUGAUGCUCAGUCCUGGAACAGAUUUUCAUUUGAAAUUGAGACCAGAGCCCAAGAAAAUGCAGAAGCCAGCACCAACAUCGACUUCAGCAGAGGAGCUAGCAGGGCUACCUUCAGCGAUAGUGCUAGUAUUAGCUUCAGUGGUGCGCCCAGCCCCGGUGGUGGAUUUGGUGGCAGAGCUGGCAUAAGCUUUGGUGGCACACCCAGGACCAGUGCCAGCUUCAGCAGUAUAGCCAGCAUUUGCUUUAGUGGCAUACCCAGCACUAGCACUAGUUUUAGUGGUGCAGCCAGCAUUAGCUUCAGUGGUGCAGCUAGCACCAGCUCUAGUUUCAACAGUGAAGCCUGCAUUAGCUUUGAUGGCACACCUUGUACCAGUGCCGGCUUUGGUGGUGGGGUCAGCUCCAGUUUCAGUGUCCCACUUAGCAGUAGUUCCAGUUUCAGUGGUGGAGCCAGCUCUGGCUUUGGAGGCACACUCAGCACCACUGCUGGCUUCAGUGGUACACUCAUUACGAGUAGCAGCUUUGGCAGUAUACCCAGAACCAGCACAGUCUUUAGUGGUGCACUUAGCACCAGCGCUGGAUUUGGUGGCACACUGAGCACUAGUGUCUGCUUUGGUGGCUCUCCCAGCUCUGGUGCAAGCUUUGGUGGCACACUUAAUACCAGUAUCUGCUUUGGCAGCUCUCCUAGCACCACCACUGGUUUUGAUGGAAUGCUCAGCACCAGUGUCUCCUUUGGUGGCUCUUCCAGCACCAGCACUGACUUUGGUGGUACAGUAAGCACCAGCAUCAGCUUUGGUGGCUCUCCCAGCACUGGUGCCAGCUUUGGUGGUGCAUUCAGCACUAGUGUUGGCUUUGGUGGUGCACUCAACACCAGUGCUAGUUUUAACAGUGCUGUCAGCACUAGUGCCAGCUUCAGCAGUGCACCUAGCACCAUCUCUGGCUUUGGCAGUGUGUUCAGCACCAGUGCUGACUUCAGUGGGGCACUUAGCACCACUACAGACUUUGGCAUUGCCCCCAGUACCACCAAUGGCUUUGGUGGAGUUCCCAGCACCAGCCUCUCCUUUGGCAGUGUGUCUAACACCAAUCUAUGCUUUGGUGGCCCUCCUAGCACUAGCACCUGCUUUAGUGGUGCUACCAGUGCUAGUUUUGGUGAUGGAUCCAGUACCACUGCUGGUUUCAUCUUUGGCAAUGGGUUAAGCACCAGUGCUGGAUUUAGUGGUGGACUGAGCACCAGUGCUGUCUUCGGUAGUGGACUAGGGACUAGUGCUAUCUUCGGUAAUGGACUGAGCACCAGUGCUGGCUUUGGUGGUGGACUGAUCUCAAGCAAUGGCUUUGGUGAUGGACUGGGCACCAAUGCUGGUUUUAACAGCACACUUGGCACAAGUGCUGGCUUUAGUGGUGGCCUCAGCAUCAGUGAUGGCUUUCGUGCUGGGCCUAAUAACAUCUUCAGCGGAGGACCAAGUACCAUCAUUGGCCUUGGCAGUGGUUCCAACACCAGCACUGGCUUUACUGGCGAACCCUGCACCAGCACCAGCUUCAGUGGUGGACCCAGUUCUAUCAUUGGCUUCAGCAGUGGACCAAGCACAGGUGCUGGCUUCAGCAGUGGACCAAGAAAUGGUGCUGGCUUUGGUGGUGGAGCCACCAGCCUUGGUGCCUGUAGCUUCUCCUAUGGCUAGUGAGGUUUCAGGUUUAUUUCCCAGGUUUACAGAUACAGCUAAUGAAUUACAGCAGUUCUUCCCAAGGAGCCAAUGUACAUCCUUGGAAUUUUUGUCCACACAGCAGUAUAAGCAGAUAUUAUCAAUCAGCUGAGGGUGACACGCU
Ailuropoda melanoleuca (giant panda) is the source of this 4470-nucleotide messenger RNA. Its product is annotated as trophinin-like. Lineage: Eukaryota; Metazoa; Chordata; Mammalia; Carnivora; Ursidae. The transcript has 9 exons. Bases 2421 to 4325 code for a protein of 634 amino acids. The record is from RefSeq and is a predicted model, not a curated record.